Molecule: messenger RNA, 2409 nt
Organism: Cephus cinctus (wheat stem sawfly)
Lineage: Eukaryota; Metazoa; Arthropoda; Insecta; Hymenoptera; Cephidae
Gene: Gmer
Product: probable GDP-L-fucose synthase
Exons: 7
Coding region: 550-1518 (322 amino acids)
Biological process (GO): nucleotide-sugar biosynthetic process
Molecular function (GO): GDP-L-fucose synthase activity
Source: RefSeq, a predicted model, not a curated record
AAUACACCUGAUUCGUCAAAUUUUACACCUGUUAGGUACAAGAAUUUACGAUCAAUUCACUGAUCGAAUGCUAUUACUGUCCCAGCACAGUGUUCUAAUCAAUGCAGCCAUUUUUUUACGUACUGAUAAUUGCAGAUGAUUGUUAUUAGAACAAGUACGACUCUCAUUUCAUGUAUAUUGAGAAAUUUAAGCCGAUAUAGUUUUUCCCCUUUUUUAUAUGUGUUAUAGUUUGAUUACAUUCUUGUUCUACUCGUAAUUUUCAAUUUGUGCUAAAUAUAUUUUGCCACCCUCAACUAAUAGGCACAAUAAAGUGACAUUUAUCAACUAGUGGGGAACAACCAGUCUGCUAGUAACACCAGCGUAGAAAAUAAAAUAAGGUUAAUCCUUUUACAUAUUUUUGGAGUGUUUUGCUUUUAGGAAAACAAUAUGUAAUUUAUCAUUUUCUUUUUAUUUAUAAAUGGAUAUAAUGUAAUACUCUGUGGUUAUUCGGUCGAAACGUGUGUAAAGCGCGGACGUAGUGAACAUUUAAUUAUAUCUAACCUAGCAAACAUGUCUGAUAAUAAAAAAGUAAUAUUGGUAACUGGUGGAUCCGGUUUAGUUGGAAAAGCUAUAGAGACUGUUAUAGCAGAAGAUUCAAGACCGGAUGAAACUUGGGUAUUUAUUGGUUCUAAAGAUGCAGAUUUAUGUGAUAAAAAAAGUACGGAAGAGGUAUUUGCAAAAUAUAAACCAACACACGUUAUACAUCUAGCUGCUAUGGUUGGAGGAUUAUUUCAUAAUAUGGCACAUAAUUUGGAUUUUUUGCGUAAAAAUCUUCAUAUGAAUGACAAUGUACUCCAAACUGCGCAUGAAACAGAUGUCGUUAAGGUUGUAUCUUGUCUUUCAACCUGUAUAUUUCCAGACAAAACAACAUAUCCAAUCGAUGAAACAAUGAUUCACAAUGGGCCACCACAUCCAUCAAACUAUGGAUACAGCUAUGCAAAAAGGCUGAUUGAUAUCGCGAAUAGAGGGUAUUACGAACAGCAUGGUAGAAUUUAUACGAGUGUGAUUCCCUGCAACGUAUUUGGGCGACAUGACAAUUUUCAUCCCAAAGCGAGUCAUGUUGUUCCUGGUUUAAUGAGAAAGCUUUAUGACCUCAUAAAAGAUGGCAAUACAGAGGACAAAACAUUUGUGGUAUUGGGUUCAGGAAAACCCUUGCGACAGUUUAUCUACAGCAAGGAUUUAGCAAAGUUGAUGAUUUGGGUAUUACGCGAGUAUUCAUCUGUAGAACCAAUUAUUUUAUCAGUGGAUGAAUCCCAAGAGGUUACAAUAUCACAAGUGGCAGAAACAUUAGUGGCCGCAUUUGAUUUCAAAGGGAAAAUCGUAUAUGACACGUCAGCUGCUGAUGGCCAAUACAAGAAAACUGCAAGUAACGCUAAACUACGAAGUUACUUACCCGAUUUUCAAUUUACCCCUUUCGAAAAGGCAAUUAAAGAAACUGUUGAUUGGUAUAAGACAAAUUAUGACCUCGCAAGAAACUGAAUAAGAACUAAUAAUAAUAAUUAUGUGCGUAUUUAGAUGCUUCAUGCAACUUAAUUGAGAUAAUUAUAAAUUAACAAUCUUAAAUGAUUAAACAACUGUGUACACUCUACGAAGUAUCUAAAUAUGUAACUCUAAGAUGUACAAACAUUAUCAUAUCAAUUUCAAAGAAAGACAACAAUAAUUUUACAGCAAUUCAAAAUCCUAUAUAGAAAAGAUACCAUCAGUAAAUAAAAUUUUAUACAAGAAUUUCUUUAUGAACUUGUGCAUGAGGCAUAUUGAAAGUGUGUUAGGCGCUCUAUUCAUUAUAUGAUAGUCAAAGAUACUUAACGCAAUAGUCUGAGACUGAUAUGCUAAGUAUUUUAAAAAUUAAACCAACGCUAGUUCCUGAAAAUACAAUAACAUAGGACUAAGUGCGCCUGAGCAACUGCAGACUCAAUACAAAGGUGUUACGCGAGUUUUCAACAGACGUAUACUAUAGUUCAGUGCAUUAUAUUCUCAUGUACAGUUUACAAUCUGUCUAAAACAGUUUCUUCUAAAUAUACCUACUGAAGUAGUAAGAGACGUUGAUAUAUAUAUUUAGUAUGCACACUUACUACUUGGAGUUAUUAUGUAAUCACCGGAGACGGCUGAUUCAAUGGAUUUAUAUUCAAAAGCAUCCACUUUUUAUUCACAGUUCCAUUCCAAGUACUACAGUAAUGAUACCUUGAAUGACUAAAUAAUGUUCAAUAAUAGUUGACACUCCACAGACUUGCACACUCAAAGUGCUAAACAUCUUCCCAUCUCUUUAUUUGCAAUGCGUGCAUUGUCUAAUGUCAAGUAAAAGUUAACAUAUGUGGUACGCGCUAUUAUUGUACAUACUGUAUAUUUUUGAUAUAAAAAUCAUACAAACAA